Pelobates cultripes (western spadefoot toad) is the source of this 18405-nucleotide messenger RNA. NCBI's taxonomy places the organism in Eukaryota, Metazoa, Chordata, Amphibia, Anura, Pelobatidae. The record is from the annotation of a GenBank genome assembly.
GUGGUCCUUUAAGAAAACACCCGCAGGGUGACCUCCUCCUGCGUCACCAGACACAGUAGCGGCGUGAUGAUCGCAGCAGGUGACGCUGUAUUUGUUCGCCCAAUCAGAGAGCUCCUACUUCCUUCAAACGCUGUAUGUGAAAACUGCGCGCGGACACCUUCUCCCCGGGUUCCCAUGGCGACCGCGUUACGCCAUCAGCGCGAUUCACAACAAACUGUAGAGAGCUAUCCACCAGAGUGGGAGAACACCGAGCUCUGUAUCGGCUACACCAGGCCAGUUUAGACAUGGGAUGGCUGCGCACUGGUCUCUAGUGUUCAGCACUCUGCGGGCGCCCGCUAGGCCAUGCCGGAAGUCACGCAGUGUCAGUUACCGCCGAUGACGUAGCGGGCGGUGACGGGGAGGAGGCGUUGCCGGUGUGGUAGUGCUGGUGUGUCGGUGCGGUGUUUUCGGAUUCCCCCCAGACCGGACACAUGGCGGCGCACACACCGAGACCGAUCAAAAGCAUCCUGAAAAAUAAGGAAUGUGAGCCUCCCGAGCGCCGGGUCACCAACCGGCAACAGCCGCAGCAAGAGCGGGACGACGAUCAGAGGUUGUGGGAUGGAGGGCUGCAUGGGGUACACGGCCUGCAGGGACACACACACACACACAACUCUCAUCAUCCUCAGCCAGCAGAUAUCCCAUAAACUGCAUGCCUACACACACACAACUCUCAUCAUCUUCAGCCAGCACAUCCCAGCUCUGGGCUGCAUUGAUCUUAAUUUCAGUCAGCCCAUAGAACCACCAUCUCCUUUAGCCAUGUGUCCUUACAGAGUAAUAGUCCAAUGAUGUGCUUAUAGUGUUACCUGUGGGGUCUGCUGUAUGUAGUACAUAGGGAUUGUAAACUGGUUCGUGGAGUGUGACUUCCCAUGGUUGGGAACACAUCCUAACUUAUUGUGUGUAUGUUGUGCACGUCCUCCCAGACAUGACCACUUAUGGUAAUAAUAGACAGGAUUGUCUCUUUGACAUUUACAAAAUGAAUAUUGCUGGAGCAGUUUUGCUUAGGUUAAUGCAGCGCAUCUAUUGUUACACAAUUUAAUCCAAAAAUAACAAUCAGGCUGGAAACAUAAUCACUUGUAAAUCUGUUUGGUUUAUGUAUUAUACUGAGAUUGAAAGCUGACGGUGUGCUUAAAGGUGAUUGUUUAAGAGGGUGCUUUUUAUCUUCAAUCCAAACUAGCGUUGGUCAACAACAGACAUCCAUCAGUACCUGCUUCAGCUGUAAAAAGAUUUUAUAUACAACUUUAUUUUAUGGUCUUUAAGAGCCCUCCAAUCUUCUUCUGUUUGCCCUUCAGAUUGUCUAAAUACUUUUUUUAUUUCACUAUAUAUGAAAAAUAUCACUGAAAUAAGUUGUAGAGACCUUACAGGAGAAUUGAAGAGUAUGGGACAAUUUACGGGGGAAUCCUUGGCCUAUAAAGUGAAAGCUGGUUGUCAAAUCCCCAAAACAUCCUUUCUAGGCUACCUGUCCUUAAACCUUUUUUGUUUCUUCAUUGACCACCUUAUGUAAAUAAAAAUAACACAGCAUGCCUUGCUAUGUUGACUGUUAUUGCAAGGAUUGUACAGGCAUAUAGGAUGUGCAAUAUUAUCUACCUAUAAUGUAAGAUUAGUUAUAUUUAAAGUCCACCUUCUGUAGUGUAUGUGUUUAAUCCGUGCAUUGAUGUGGCAACAUUUAUUUUAGUUUGAAAUCUCUUAUACCGUUUCUUCUGCAAAGUGUCACCUUGACACACUAGCAGCCGCUGUGACUACAGGUGAUGUGAAUGAUACCCCACCAUUUCUUGUCUGUAGUUCUAUUCUAUCAUUUGUGGGAAGCUGUCUUGGUGGUAGGUGCCUAAGUUGCUGGUCUUCGAGCUUUGUAAAGUUCAUUUUAUUUGUUUAUUAGCACUAAUGGCUAAAUAUAGCUUUUAUUUCCACAGUUGUAUAUGGAGAAAAAGCCCCUGGCUCCAUCCAUUUUGCUGAAGGUAAAUGACGUAGCCUAAGUGGAUGUUGAGGCUCCUUUAUAGCUUUUUCUUAUGAGAGCUUGUAGAGCCAGAAUUUUUCAUUCAUAAAUAAAAAUACGAAUGGAGCUGCUAAUAAAAGUUGCAGUUUCCAUUAACUUAAGUUAAAUCAGUUUGUACAAAGUCAUUGUUAGUUUUGAGGUAUGUACAAUGCUCCCACAUUCAAUCCCUGGGCUUCUGAAAGCUUACUGCAAUAUCUAAAUAGUGCUUUAAAUAAAUGGGGAUAAACACCAUUUUGGAAUGUCCUUCAAACUGAUUUAAAAAAAUGUAACAAGAGGUCACUUCACUAGUUAUGAUUUCUUUUACAAUAAAAUAAUACAAAUCAACUAAAGCAUCCAAUUUUUAAAUGUAUUAUAUGCAUAAAUGUAAAUUUAAAAAAGCGAAGAGUAUCCAAUUUGUGGGUAAUACAUGUCUAACUUUUUUCUGAAUAAUGAUGCAAUAUAUGCAGUAUGGCUAAUCAAUUAUGCACACAAAUAGAAACGGUGUUGCAAAUUGUCUACACAGGUUAUUUAAAAAUUUGCAACCUAAAUAAUAUAAAGCAGUCUAUUUAAAUCAUGGCACUGUAUGUGCCACACAACCUUCUUUAGGACUUCAUUUGUUGUACUCUUAGUGUACAAAAGAUUCUCUUCAUGCAGUGUGGCCAUCAGAGGUACAAAAGGCUGUGCUAUUCUGCUAUCCUUUAUGCCUGUUAGACUGUAGCUCCGCUUUCAGUAGCAACGAGGACAAUACCCGUGAAUAUGCUCUGUGCCUCCAAUUUGGCUACCAAAUGCAAAGAGAACUCCACAGUCACAAAUUUGGUCAAGCCAUAGUAAAGUACCAAAACAUGUAAAAACCACGUGGGCAUAAAAUAAAAAUCUGUCAAUGUGGUUAGUCUGUCUAGUGAACUUUUAGCUAAACUUGUGCAAUUUAACCCCUUAAGGACCAAACUUCUGGAAUAAAAGGGAAUCAUGACAUGUCACACAUGUCAUGUAUCCUUCAGGGGUUAAACUUUCGCAAAAUCUUUGUUUUUUACAGCGUUGUAAACCAGCACGUGAAGUUUACAUUUCUAUGCAAAAAAUAACUUUUUAGAACUAUAGCGUUAGAGAAUGGCUCUCAUUUUAGUUUUGGAAAAACAGUCCUCUCAAAAAAUUAGUCCUCUGUACCAUGUCAGAACAAAUUAAUUGUAUCUCAAGGUAAAUAGGUUUUAUAUCAUCUAUCCAUUUACAUUAAUAAUUCUUAAACAUCUGUUAUUUAGGUUUUCAUUUUUUUUUUGUUGAAAACUGUGUAGAAAAGAAAGAGACGCAUAUUUUAUAAAAAGAGGAGGGAUGGGGUAGGGCGGGGCUUGGUGGAAGCACAGUGCACAAGCUUCUCUAUAGCGCUCUGUUCCCCCCUCCCCCCUUACAGGGGGACCCGAUUUUUGUCUACACAAAUAAGUCGCCGUCUAAUCUAGGAAUCCCUGAUGACCGCUGGCACAUCUCAAGCAGCCCUUUUUAUCUUUGUGCAGCCAUGACAUAUUGGAAGCCUACUUGCUGAAUUAGUGUGGGAAAGGCCGCCACUCUCCUUUAGCCUUAGUGAGAUUGCAUUUCGAUUUAGAGCCCCUGUUUCUCCCCAUUUGGACCAGUGGGGGUUAUCCCAGGUCUGGGAGUCCUACGGACACACAUCCUGACAUGCAGCCAUCUUUUUCCACAAUGGACAAGAUGGUGGCACUUGUGGCCUGCUCUACCCUCUCAGCAUUACCGCCGCUACCUUUAGCAAACUUGAAUAAAUUUUUGUGUAUUUUCUUUGACGGAUAUUGCAACUGCGCAAACAGCAUGUGGACCUCCAAGCUGCCAGAGUGUGAAAUUGAUUACUGUUCCAGGCAAGCUCCCAAAAACCUUUACCAGGGUGGUGGCUUAUAGUCAACUUAAUGCGCAAAGCUUCCUUUUCUGUUCCAUACUAGCAGACGGUUUCAGCCCUUACUAGACUACUGGCUGUAUCAUCCUCCUGCAUGGGUUUGAUACAAAGUGGAGCCAAAUUUUAGCUAACGAUUCGGGAAGGCUCCUCAUUCCAGCUCUUCAGAAAGGCAGCCAUUUACCAGAGUUUGUACUGCGUCUGGUUGAUGAGGAAUUAUCUCCUCCUGCCCUCAAGGGAUGCUGAAUAUCGUGCCUCUGGGCAACUCAUUAUUGGGAGGAAACUGGUCCUUAUGGAUGUUUGCUGAUUGUACACCAAUGCUUUGGUAUUUUCUCGUGAUUCACGUCUUUGUGCAACACAGACUCCUGUUUUGUUGUGUUCUAUUCAAAAUAGCUACACUAUUUCCAUUCAAAAAACCUCUUAAAGGACCACUAGAGUGCCAAGAAAACAAACUCGUUUUCCUGGCACUAUAGUGCCCCGAAGGUGCCCCCACCCUCAAGGUUCCACUCCCGAGAGGCUGAAGGGGGUUAAACACUCACCUUUCUCCAGCGCUGGGCUACCUCGGCGCUGGGGACUCUUCUCCUCCUUCGGUCAUCAUCGGCUGAAUGCGCGGCAGGAGCCGCACGCACAUUCUGCCAGUCCAUAGGAAAGCAUUCUCAGUGCUUUCCUAUGGACGCUGGCGUCUUCUUACUGUGAAAAUCACAGUGAGAAGCGCGGAAGCGCCUCUAGCGGCUGUCAAUGAGACAGCCACUAGAGGCUGGAUUAACCCAUAUGUAAACAUAGCAGUUUCUCUGAAACUGCUAUGUUUACAGCAGGCAGGAUUAAUCCUAGAUGGACCUGGCACCCAGACCACUUCAUUGAGCUGAAGUGGUCUGGGUGCCUAUAGUGGUCCUUUAACAUUGCAAAGUUUCAUACAUACAUAUAGAAACAUAGAAUGUGACGGCAGAUAAGAACCAUUUGGCCCAUCUAGUCUGCCCAAUUUCCUAAAUACUUUUCAUUAGUCCCUAGCCUUAUCUUAUAGUUAGGAUAGCCUUAUGCCUAUCCCACGCAUGCUUAAACUCCUUUACUGUGUUAAAACUCCUUUACUGUGUUAGAAUAUGUUGUAAAUAUUCCUCAAGCAAUACCAGGAACAUUAAAACAAAUGUUGGAAAACUUCCCAGUAUCAAAAUGUUCUCAUUCCAAUGAAAAAAGUUAUGUUGCUACAGCAAGUUAUAUAUUACGGGCUGUUGCCUGGUGUAUGAUGGACAUGAAAAUGGUUCUGGUACCUAGAGUUUCCCUUUAAAUUUGAUAUGAUGGACGAGAAACAAUGAUCCUUGGAGUGUUUCUUGAUUACAAUUCUCCCAUAGCCCAUCGUUUCCACCUUCUGGCUCUCACUUAGCUGUAGUGCUGGAGAGCUGUACCCAUUGAUCACCAGAUAAGAUGUCAAACUGUUCUAAAAUGGUUUGACUACUUAAAAUAAGUGGUGCUAGGGCACUCCUGGCACCAUAACUACUACAACACACUGUAGUGAUUAUGGUGCUUGGAUUAUUCUUCAACGUUAUAGUGUAUAGAUUUGGUGAUGAGAUUAUUUGUAAAUUGUAUGACCUCACCUCCAGAAUCAAAGCAUUUCUCUUAGUUUGCACAUGACAUCUACAAACAUUAAUGAAUAGGUGUGACAUUUAUUGUUCAUAUUAUACUAAAUAAAUUGCUAAAUUACAUUUAUACAAUAAUCUUCAAAAUGCCACAAUAUUCUAUUUGCAUUGUUUAUUGAAAUUUUAAGGAAUUGGCAAGUUUCUAACAUUUUAUAAAUAUUCUUUGUUUUAGUAAAAAGUCCCAGAAAUGGGAUGAAAUGAAUAUCCUAGCUACGUAUCAUCCUUCUGACAAAGACUACGGUUUAAUGAAAAUUGAUGAACCUAGCACACCAUAUCACAGGUAAACAUAAUUUCAGAGUAGUUGUGGAAUCUAUAUAGGAACAUCCCCAUGUCCCAAACCCGUAUGUGUGCUCCAUUAAAUAUUCGUGCUGUGGAAACAGGCAGUGUGUCAAAUAAUUACUCCACUCAUGCUAUGUGCUCUUGGACAAGAAGUAAAAUACAAACAGGCUUUCAUCUGUAUUUCAGUUAGUUGAAACCUUGAUGUCUAGUAGUUUGAUUGCAAUUAGAAGUUACCAUGUAGGACAUCAAGGUGAAUGUUUCACAUCUCCCAACCAGUUGCAUAUCAUGGGUCAUAUAACCAUCACAGGCCAGUCAUUUGGCAUUUAGUUUUCUACGUGGAUACUCUUACGUGGUACACAUCACUCCUUCUCCCCCUCUCAGAAGGAGUUUAGACAAAAAAUUGUUUAAAAACAUUCUACUUUGUGGCUACAUUAUUCCUCUUCCCCUAACAAAGUAAAACGCUCAAAUUUUGUUCAAAUUUCCAAUACCUAACACUUCUUAACAUAGACACAAAACGUAAACUGAGAUUGGAGUGAAACGUGUGCAGAAAACAGAGGAGGAAUGAAACGCCUCAUAUGAUAUAUUAAAAAGGUUUAAAGGGGCACCUAAUUGCCCAAAUAAAAUACACUAUAUAGUAGAUGUACCCCAAAACAAACUACAUGUAAAAGCUGCAGUUCUCUUGUCUGAAGCUUUUGCAAGCCCUCCCCUUCUAACCCCGACCAGACUUUCAGUUGCUGUCCAGUCUACAUACUUACCAAUGUAGCUCAAUGAGAAGCCUAUGCAAGGCAUGAGCUCUAAAGAAAUAGUAUUUUAUUUUAAUAAAUACAUGAAAAAAACAAAUGGAAAACCCUAUCCCUACCUUUCGUAUAUGACAAGAUCCUUCAGCCAUAAACAUGUACCUUAGCCCGUGUUUGAAGCAGUCAGUUAAUCGCUGUGGUAUACCCUGCUUCUGUGCAGUGAGUGAAGCAGGGAAGACCAGAGAGACUGUUGGUUUCCAGAAACUGGUCCCAGAAAGCAUAUUCCCGUAGCACUUAAUGUCUUCUACAUGUUGGUUGUGUCCACUGAUCAUUCCAUUCUGGUUAAAGGCCUUCACCCUAGUCAGUCACUUUACGUUCUUCACACUCCCUCAUACUCCACAGACUACAUUAUUACAAAUAUUCUUUGACGAUAUCCAAAGAAAGGCGCAUACACUUUGCUACCACAUAGUCCUGACAGAAAAACAAAAUAGUUUAGCACCAGAACUCCUCACAGUUCUAGGAAAUAAUAGCCACCAUAGCUCGACCAUCAUGGGAACAAAUGUUUUAAACAUCACAUUGAUACUGUACUUUCAUUUAAAAAAUAGUGGGAAGGUUGGAACUCACUCUGUAAGAAUGCCCUAAAGAAAGCAUUCUAGGACUGUGGGGAUAUUUAUGGGAUAAUAAUAGUAAACAGUUGAGAAUUGCCCACUAUUUCAAUUCUCAGAUCCCAAAGAACGUUUAUCGUGUUAAGUGGAAUGUAUUUCAUAUAAUAAUAUCACAAUGUAUAAAAAUAGAUUUUAUUUAUGAUAACCAAUAAUUAACAAAUAAUAUUAUGUAACAUGCAUAACAAUAAUCAAUGAAUAUCCAGUAUAAAAUGGUAUGCAAUACAAAGGAAUGGGUAUUACGUUUCAAUGGCUAAAACAGCAUUAUCUGUCAAGACUUAUUUAUUACCAUCUUUAACACAGACUGAAAGUAAAACUUUUCACACAGAGAACAGAAUUCCUCAGAGUGCAGCGUAAGGUCGUAAAGUUUAGCAGACAGUUAGAAUAACCCUUUCAAUGCUGGCUAGAUCUCCUAGGUAGUUAAGAUCUAUUCUUAUGUAUUUUAAAUAAAAUAACAUUUAAACCAGUUCAUUAGUCAUUUUCUUAAACCAUCCAUAAGAGAAUUUACCAUUAUAUAAGCAGAUUUUUAAUUUGUCUAAAAGAUAUCUAUCUUAAUUUAGAGCAAAUCAAUACACCUGGAUAAAAACAGCGGUAUGCUAACACGUGAUAAUAUCACAUCAAUAUAUAAUUAUUCUUAAUUCCACCUGCAGAAUGGAAUGUUUAUAACUAUAUAUUCUUUAGUUAACUAAGAUUUCUUAAUAUGGAAAUCUGACCGUGCUUUAUCCAGUCAUAUAUAAUGCUAUUAAUACAUUUUAAUUAAUUUAAUUUAAUUAAAUGAAACCAGUAUAAUUACCAGUUGAGUAGAUAUUUCAUCCGAUUGGUAGCCUCAGGAACUUAUUUGGAUGUCUCUCUCUGCAUGGAGGUUGGAGUCCCCAAACUUCCAAUUCCUCUCUCCUCUUUUUCUUUGCAUCUCUUGCAUCUGCCUCCUUCGUAUCUUUCUGUAUCUAUCUUCCCUUUGUCUUAACUUUUAAAGGGCCAGACUCUCUGUACGUCAUCAGUUGAUAACCCAAUAGAAGCACUAGAGGUGUGGUUAUCUUCCAGAUCGCAAAUUAGUUAUUUGGUCUGUAGAGGGCAGUCUUGUCCCACUAAACAUACCUAUCCAGGAAAGAGUUAACUUUUCCUGGUGGCUAUUUUGACGUCAUUUUGCGUUAUCUUUAUAGCGCCAUAAUUUAAAAUUUCAAAGGAUUUCUUAAAUUUUGUCCAGACUUAGCGUCUGCAAUUCCUGCCAUAAUUUCUGAUAUGACAGAUCAUGAACUAAGUUUACCCUUUUCCAUACAAUGGUACCUUAUAUAUAUAGACAGUUAAAUAUUAAAUUAUUUAAUCUUCUCUGUCACAAUUGUCUGGGUUUAGAUUUGAUUAUAUUCCAUUAGCAUUAGACAGUCUGUCCAACCCCCUUCCUUAUCACUUGUUUAUACUAUGCAUUCCUUAGCUCUGGCAAAGAGGCCAGUCUUACAGAUAGAAAUACUGUGUCUCUUUGUUAACUUGAAAUAACAAAAUGGAGUCUGGUCUGUUCAGAGUGACUCAGAAUAUACACUUUUAGUUUCUAUCAUAGCACAAAAUGUCUGCCGAUAUAAAUACUCUGACAGGACAGAGGUAGACAUAUUGGUUAAACUUAAAUUGUGAAAGAAUCUUUCAAAUUCGAUGUGUUUGAAUUAUUUGCCUGUUUGUAUUAGCUGGUAAUAUCAUUGAUAUAUGCUGUUUCUUAAGGCUCUGUUGAGAUGGUGCUGUGAUUCGUGUAAAUUUUUUUUAAAAUUUUAUUUCUUUUUAAGGAUGGUUGGUGAUGAAGAUGAUGAAGGAGCCAUGAGUGAUUCAGAGUCCAAUGAAGCAAUGACUGCAGAUGUGUUGGCUAGAAAGUAAGUCACAGUGCUAGUUGUACAGCUUGACCGUAAAGCAAAGGUUGCAAGUUUAGAAUAAUUGAAAGUUGAUGAGCAAUGGCAAACCUAGCUCUUCUGUUGUUUUGGAAUAUAACUCCUGUAAUACACCCAGGCACACACACCAUUCUAGGAUGAUUACUGACCACCACUAGACUUUUAACUCCACUACAGCUGGAGAGCUACUUCAAACUUCUGAUUAGUCCAGAGCCUAGGAGGCCUAAAACAUAUGCAGCUUCAUCUUUCGGGCUAUUUCACAUAUUUGUUUGUUUUUGCAUAAAAAUGUUUCCACAAUUAAAAGAUAAAAGUCUUGUUCUAACCCUUCUUCCAAUCUGAAAUCUAAUUUCCUUCUGUUCCUCAUUACUUUCCAUUCCUCGCAUGCUAUUUGUUUAUAUUUCCUCUAUUUGCUCCUCCACUGUGCAAAUGGUUUUAAUAAUUAAGUUCUUAAAUAUGUCAUGUGUUUAUUGUGUUAAUAUGGUUGCAGGUUAGCAGCAGCAGAGGGAACGGAGCCUAAAUUCUUGGUUCAAGAAGAGAGCAGUGAAGAGGAAGAAGAUGAAGAGCUGACUCCAGAAGAGAGAGGUGCUGGCAUGUUUGGCUUUUAAAAGUAACUGGCACUUCUCUGAGAUUGACAAAUCCUCUGUGCUCCAUUAUUGAUCUGCACCUGUCCAUGUGCUCUAAUGGCAAUAUAGGGUUUAAAGUUAUCUGUAUUGUGUGUGUGUGUGCCCUGCUGCUAUGAACAAAUAUAUAUAUAUAUAUAUAUAUAUAUAUAUAUAUAUAUAUAUAUAUAUAUAUAUAUAUAUAUAUAUUAGACUUUCAGUUAUCUCAUGGGUCAUACCCAAAUCAGAGAAGUGACAACUUUCAAUACAUAUUUUAUGGUCCAGGAAAAUAGUUUUUCUCUUUUAUAAUAGUGAGCAUUUGUGUUUAACUCCCUAUACAUCCCUGCAUUCAUACACACCAAGUGACACUGCAUGUACAUAGACCCUUGUAUUCUCACACACUGACACUCUAUACCAUGUGUUUAAAAUUUGAUAAAGGGGAGAGAAUAGUAAGACAGUUCAGGUUAAUGUGGCACAUAUUAACCACUAUCAAAAUGUAUCACUGUGAAACUUCUUAAAGUGCAGAAGCGAUAAAUAAAAGUACUUUAUACUUUCAAUACAUAUUUUAUGGUCCAGGAAAAUAGUUUUUCUCUUUUAUAAUAGUGAGCAUUUGUGUUUAACUCCCUAUACAUCCCUGCAUUCAUACACACCAAGUGACACUGCAUGUACAUAGACCCUUGUAUUCUCACACACUGACACUCUAUACCAUGUGUUUAAAAUUUGAUAAAGGGGAGAGAAUAGUAAGACAGUUCAGGUUAAUGUGGCACAUAUUAACCACUAUCAAAAUGUAUCACUGUGAAACUUCUUAAAGUGCAGAAGCGAUAAAUAAAAGUACUUUAUACUUUCAAUACAUAUUUUAUGGUCCAGGAAAAUAGUUUUUCUCUUUUAUAAUAGUGAGCAUUUGUGUUUAACUCCCUAUACAUCCCUGCAUUCAUACACACCAAGUGACACUGCAUGUACAUAGACCCUUGUAUUCUCACACACUGACACUCUAUACCAUGUGUUUAAAAUUUGAUAAAGGGGAGAGAAUAGUAAGACAGUUCAGGUUAAUGUGGCACAUAUUAACCACUAUCAAAAUGUAUCACUGUGAAACUUCUUAAAGUGCAGAAGCGAUAAAUAAAAGUACUUUAUGUAUAGUGCUCUAUAUAUAAAGCACUUAAAGGAGCUUCACAUCGAUACACUGUUAUAGUGGUUAGUAUUGUUUGUGUCGAGUGUGAAACACAAAUAGUGCCUAGUGCCCCCUUUUAACGCAGCAGUUUAAAAAUUUGCCAUUCUGCAUUUUAUUCAGUUGGUCUCAGAGAUCUUCUUGGAGACUACCACCCUUUUGCCACACAUGCACACUAACCUGCCAAUGCCUUUUCUAUUAAAAAAUAAAAUAAAAAUUAGAUUGGCUGAGAUCAUCCAUCUCCACCAAAUAAAAUAUAUGGAGCUUGAGGGGGGAAAUCUGUGAGGGGAAAGGGGGUAACCCUGACAGCGUUGACCCAGUUCACCUAACUGGUGACUAUAGCAUUACAAAAACAUAUUUGUUGUAUAUUUUUAAUGUGGCACAUUUUUACUCCAGUAAAGUAAGAGUUAAAUGUGUUGUAGAAUUGUAGAAUUAAACCAUAUUGUUUUUAAUUUAUGACUCUGGAACGCAUGCGGCUGUAUAUAUUUAUUUAUUUUAUAUGACCAGCAUUAGAGGGAAGAGCAGCCACAACUUAAUUUAAAGAUUUUAUUUAUUAUUAAUUAUUUUAUUUAUUUUGCUUCACUGAUGGGCUGCUGUUCUAUAUGUCGAGGUCUGACCUUUAUAGCUGCCUCUCAGUUCCUAUAGCAAAUCCCUGUUCACAUGGGGUUAGCUAAUGUAAUUCAGAUAUGUGCUAUGAUUGUAGAUUGGUGGUUUUGUGACCUUCUUGAGUAGUUUAAGAUUGCAUUUCCUUGGCAGCCAUAGUUGAGACUGAGGUUUUGUUUCUUAUCUUCACAUCUCAUAGAAAAAAAAAAGGAAUUUGAAAUGAAAAGAAAGCAUCAUUACAAUGAAGCCAUGAAUAUUAAGCUGGCUCGGCAGCUGAUUGCAAAAGAGUUGGCCGGAGAACCAGAUGAUGAGGAGGAUGAAGAUGAAGAGAUGCAAGAUAUCACAGACACAGAAGGUUAGAAUAUAAAACGUACAGUUUUUUUUUUUUUUUUUCGUUUUUUUUUUUUUUCUUUAGACUUGCUUUAGAGUCUGUUUUGAAAUAAACUUAAAAAAAACUGUUUUAGUGGGCCUAAAAUUCAGUGUUAAACCAUUUUUGAGCAGUUUGACACUAAAUGAAGGUCCCUAGCUUCCUACAGGCCUGCCUCCACAAAAGGUGUGGCUAAGGCAGAUAUUACACACUUCAUUUUAGCCACUGUGAUUGGCUAAGAGUGCCAACUGACCAAAUGUAGCUUAUCACAGCCACCCUUUCCUGCUCAGGCUAAUGCUUCCUCAUUAGCCCAAGCAGCAUAGAGGAGAUUGGAUGCUGGGGACUCUUGUUUACCAUUAAAUCACUAAAAGCGGUGUAAUGUUAAAUGAAAGAGCACUGCCAAACACUAGAAUCACUUCACUGAGAUGAUGGUAUAGUGUCUGAAGGGUCCCUUUACAAAUUCACACAUUGCAAUCAAAGAUAUUAACAAAAAAGAAAAACAUUAAUUAUUUGAAAAAAGUUGACUCUUCUGCCUGUGAUUUACACAGCCGUCCUACAUACUUCCUUUAAAAAGAGAUAAUUUUUAAACUUACUUUGUGGUACAGUGUACUUAAUUUAUUUUAUAUUACAAAUAGGAUGUUUACGUAUGAUCAGCAUUAAAAGGUUGUGCAAAUCAGCAUUUGUGGUAGGCAUAUUUAUGAAAGAAAAAAAGGCUUAAACUUUGCUAUUAAAGCAGGAUCUAAGAUCAAAGAAAUGCUUAGUACCAUAGGAGAAUUAUGUUGCACUAUUUGUUAAGGAGAAUUAAGCGAAGUAAUGCUUGAUAAAGUAGAUUAGGCAUAAGAGUUUACUAAGUGAUUUCAAACUUUUAGGGUUGUGGGGAAGCUUGGGCCUGCGCCUCUUGUGCAGGCUGAGUGGUGGCCUCGGUAUGGGCAACGUUCCGCUCCUUAAGUUGUGUGUUGUUAGAUCGUGUGAUUGGCUCUGAGUUGCUUGAGCUAGGGGUCGUGUGUGCGGAGGCCGGUAUCAGGGAAUAUAAAAUAGUGUGUAGGCUUAAGGCUGCGAGGAAUUCAGAACCGCUUAAUGCGAUGUUGGUGUGUUAUCUUCGCCUGGGUAGUAUUCUUGGCCUUAUUCAUUUUACGCCCCUGUGUUUAGCUUAAGUGGCUGAGUGAUCUUCAAAAGGUACAAAGGCGGGUGGGAGGUUGGGUGGUUUUGAAAGUCGGGCCUUAAUGACCCUCAUCUGUGGUGGAAGGGUUUUGUUAGGUGUCAAAAUCAUGGUAAACAUAAACAGGCAUUAACUAAUAAAGCAAGCAAUUUUAUCAUAAAACAGUAUGCUUGUUCUGUUGCAGCUGUGACAUGCGUGUCUGCCGGGACAAAAGGGGUGACUUUCGCCAUGUCCCAUGUAUGUGGCAGCUUUGGGGUGCUUUGUGUUUCAGGCCUGGCCAGAGAGUCCUUCGGGAGGCCCAGCAUUACUAGCAGGGCGACUGCCCCGUUCAGAUCCCGAACCUCAUGGGUAACACUGCCCUGCAUGACCUGUAGUUUCCUCGGUGAACGCCAUCUAUAGAGAAUGUCUCUGUUUCGGAGUGCUGCCAUGAAGGGUUGCAGGGAGUUUCUCCAUUUAAGUAUUUUCCCUGAGAGGUCAGUGUCAAAUGUCAAUGACCUAUUCUCAAACUGAUAACCACUUCAGCGCGGCCAAUACUGCCGCAUUAUCCCUGUUGCAGGUAAGUUGUACCACUAUGUCGCCAGUGGCGGGCUCACGUGCUCUCCAGGGCUUUGUAUUUCGGAAGGUCCCAUCUAUAUGGAUGCUUUUGGCCUGUUUGGGAGUCAGUAAGGCACAGAGCAGUCUUCGUACCAUGUGUGGGAGUUCCGCCACUGGUAGUUUGUCGGGUACACCUCAUCCCUUGAUAUUGUUGUGGCGCUGUGCAUCUUCCAGGAGCGCAAACCGCUGCUCAAAGGUUAGUUGUUGCCUUUUAAGACACCGCACUUUGUCUUUUUUUUUUUUAUAGAGAAGAGCCACACAUGCGUCAUAUAUCCUAAAUGCGUCUCUGGCAAACCUUUUAUAGAACAGCUUCAAACAAUCCAAUCAUGGAGAGCAUCUAUCUUAUGUGAACUAAAUUUAUGUGACUGCAAGGAAUCUGUUCCACUAUUUCUGAAUAGUAUCCAGAGAGAAACAAGAGUUGUCCAACACUCCUAAUAGUUAAAAAAAAAAAAAUAUAUAUAUCCCUUUAUUGGCUACCAUAAGCUGCAGUGUUUAGACUGUCUUUUAUCAAGCAAUAAGAUCUUUUCACUAUAAGGAGUGCUGAACAACCUUUGUUUCUGUUUUGGUAGAACAGUUGUCAUCAAGCUUGAUGACCUCAGUGAUAGCAGAUCAGCCUUAAAAGAGGCUGUUUCAGCAGUGGAGUACAAGUAAGUUUAGGCAUGAUUUUAAAUAUCUAUAUUUUUUAAUGGGGGGCAUACAUCUAAAGAUCUUAAGUUUAUUAUUAUUAUUUUAUUUUUUUUAAUCUUUUAAAUAUUUUCUGAAAGCUUUUGUUGAUCUUUCUUUCUCUAGCUCAUCCUGACCAGCUGCAGAUCAACGAACAAGCUCUCUAGAUUAUGCUUGCGCUGUACUGCUAGAUGAAGGCCUAUUUAUUGCCACACCAAUGCACUGACCUGAACGUGAAUGGACUACAUUGAGGAGUAUAAAAAUAAUUCUUCUCUGUUGCCAAUGUAAUGUUUCAGACUCCUUAAUUAAGCAGCCAUUUUUUUAUUACGCUACUGACUGGUAGGUGUGUCUGACAUAUAGAGUUUGAUAUCGGUAGCCAAAUGUGCAAGUAUUAUUUCAGAGAGAUCUUUUACCCACAGUCAUUACAUGCAAUAUUAGUUUGCCAUUCAUAACACACUAUCAUGGUUUUAUGAACUCAAGCAUGUUGGUUAUAGGUUUCCCAAGUAUGCUUUUUCACGUGUAAAAUAUUCUGUUAAAGAAAAUGUAUCGUUGAUAUAAAAAGUAAUUCUUCUACUGCUUUGAAGAAAAAAAAAAUUUUUUUUGGGGUUAUAGGAAAAAUUGUUUAUUUGUAGCAUUUAAAAAAAAAAAGUGUGAUGUCCCAUUCAUUAUGAUUUGCAAAUCAUAACCAACGUAUCAGGACAACCCUGUAACAUCUGCAUAUGUGUCCUUGGAUAGUUACAUUUCCUAAAUGCUACAAUAACGAUUUUGUACAGAAAGUACACUGUCUGGCGUUAAAAGCACAUUUAGUAUAUUGUUUUGUUUUUGGGAUAUAUAUAUAUAUAGUUUUUUUAGAUUUUAUUUAGAGCUAUUUCUAUGUAUUCGAGAGGCACUUUUAUUUAAAGAGAAUGAACAAAUUGAUCUAAAAUGAUACAGUGGGAAAAAAACUGAAUGGCAUAAAUGUAUUUAGAAUUCAGCUGUUGGUAAUAAUUGCUACAUAAAUCCAACAGAAAUAUUCUGAUACUUUAGUAACCAUUUGUGAUACACUCUACACUGAGGUUUACAGUGAUAUUACAUUUAGCCAUGUUAUAGUAGGAAAUCUUUACUAUGUACCAACAUUUUUUGCAAAGUACAAUCCGGCUGUAUACAUGUCGUCUGUGUUACCUUUAUUCAUAAACCUAUUAUCUAUGUUCAGGAAUAAAUGAUAAAAAGGGCUGACUUGAAUUUGUGCAAUGGGCAAUUCGGAGCAUGAGUUUGUCAAGAUUUUUUUGCCUUUAUAAGGCUUCUGCCUUGACUGUUAAUGUAUUAGGAAAUACACUUAUACCAGUGUAAUACACGCAAAAUAGUGUCUUCUUUUAGUCAGUUAUCCUAAGGGCAUCCUCCCAAAGAUUGUUUAGAUUUUCCCCAUUUCUCAAACAGAUUAUCAAUCGUCUGAUAGAUAAUGUAUUGUAGGUCUCUCUGCUUUGGGAAAUAAAUGGAAGAUAACGUGCUGCUAAACUACUGACCCUUUCUGGGAUUCCUUCUUGUAUGCCAUGUGAUGCCAAUAAAUUCAAAUAAGGGAUUGUGUGUGAAUUUAUGCCUCAGAUCAACUAUUAUUCUUCUGGAUAAAUACAUGGAUUUCUGUGUUUUUGUUUUUUUGCUUUUUUUGGUGGGGGGGGAGGGAGGGUGUUCCCUUCUUCCGUUAAACAUGGGUAUAGUAAAAUUAGCCACUUAUUAAAGGGACACUAUAGUCACCAAAACAACUUUAGCUUUAGAAUAGACUAUGCACCUGUAGUCUCACUGCUCAAUUCUUUCAUUUGGUAGUAAUAUCACAUUUGUUUCUGGCCAUACAGCCCUAGCCACUCCUCCACUGGCUGAGACUGAACCAGCCAGCAUGAAAUAAAAAUUGUUUAAGCUUUUUAUCUCCUGCUCUAUGAAUUGAACUUUAAUCACACAGGGGGGCUCCUGCAGGCUCUACCACGCUAUUGAAAGAGCAGGGGAUAAGAAAUUCUAAAUUAAGCAGAAUUUGUAAGAAAGGAAGUGUAAACAUUAGAUGACUCUUUACAGGAAGUGUUUAGUAAGGCUAUGUAAGUCACAUGCAGGGAAGUGUCGCUAGGGCUGCAUAAACAAAGUAAUUUAACACCUAAAUCCAAGAGAACUAACUAGUGAGACUGCAGGGGCAUGAUCUAUACACCAAAACCGUUUCAUUGAGAUAAAGUUGUUUGGUGACUAUAGUGUCUCUUUAGUGAUGGAACUUAACGAUCUACUUCUAAUAAUAUAAAAACAAUAUAAUGUAUUUUACUUACCAUGGUACUGGAAACUAGACAUAAUACAAAACAACAGUUUUCUGACUUAUGAGUAGAGAUGGACUCUCACACUUUAAUAACAUUAUAUAUGAUUGGCAACGAGAUUAAACAACCAAGGUAAAAUGGGGAUUGGGAGAAUUACCAACAAAUUAAACCAGUCUAAAUGUAAUAAAAUCCAUGGGCUGAGUUGAUGAGCCAAGAUGACGCUAGAACAGGUUAACUGUUAACAGACACAAUGUAGAGUCCGUAAGGCGUUUUAAAGACCAUAUUAAAUGGUAAAACCAGGAAAUAUAGAAUAAAUGAAUAGACUUUCUGAAAUCCCUCAGAAUCUAAGUUGUAAAUUCACACCAUUCCACUCAUUUGGUGAAGGUAAGCCCUAUUAGCCAGCAAUGGGCUGUCAGGAGAUAGAUUACACAAGGGUGCAAAUGCCACUUGGUGUUGCAAAGCAUGACAAUGAAAUAAAAGGAAACAGAGGGAUUAGUCUGUGAUGGUUUCUUGUAUAUGCAAACUACAUAUAGCAUAUGGCAGUGGAGAGAAGUUGGUUAAAGCUGUUAGGGUGGUGGUCUAGGUGAGUCUUCGCAAGCUGGCAAAAAAUUGCGAAAGUGCAUUAGACCCGUCUAUCCACUCUCACUUUGGUCAGAAGAGGUAUGUGGCUGGAGUGAUUGCUCAGUAUUUGGUACAUGUUCCUUGUGCUGCUUCAAUUUUCAUAAAAAAUUUAAAUAAGAAAAAAAAAAAAAAGCACAUGAAUAGCUAAUGCAUAUCUGCCACUGGUCUCUCAACUAAUAGAUCAAUGCAUGUAGGAGUCACAGAGGACAGUCACUGGUUAGUCAGCAGCCAUGGUGAGAUUUCUACCAAUAUAUAUAUAACAGAUAAUGGGGGGUACAACCCAUUGUAUAGCGCUGCGGAAUUUGUUGGAGCCUUAUAAAUAAUAAUCUAAAAAGAAAGACAUCUAAAAUAGUUUAAUACAGUAAAAUCAGAUAAAUGCACUGCCCAGACUGAAUUACACUCACAGGACAAAUUAUGUUUGAAUAAAGGUGAUUUGUUAUCCUAUUUAAGGGGGUCUAGCCACCUAAAUAGUGUUUAAUAAUAUAGUAAUAGACAUUUGUGUUCCUUUUAAGGUCCAAAGCAAUUUUUUUUUUUUUUUCUCCAACCACAAUUUCCAUCUUCCUCAUUUGUUGCACCAACACAUAUUAUAUACAGUUUUUCAAAGUGCUAAUGGGGCUUUCAUUUGAUGUAACACAUUUCACAGUUUUGGAAAUAAUGAUUGUAUAUUUAAUGCAGCUUUAGAAAAGUAAUUGAACAUAAAUUAAUUUAUCUUGAUUUACAGAGGACAAAUCUAGGAUUUCAGUUUUUUUCACAGUAACAAGAAUUAAAAUACGAGGUGCAAAAUUCGUUGUGGAGCAAUUUUAGAAUUUGAUAAGUUUGUCUUCUAUGUUUAAUAGCCAUCAUAGAAAACUAAAUUGCAACACAAAAGUAUAUAUUCAUAUAAAGUGGACAUCACAUGCUAUUUUCUUAUUGGUAUUUCGACACUUAUUUAUACAUUAAACUGCAAAUAUCUGCUAAUUAUUGUAGUAAAAUUGUGUUUUUUCACAUUUUAACAUACACUUAUAACAAGAAAAAAAUAUUAUAAAUAGGAUGGCGCAAAUGGGAGAAGGAUCUUAGUACAUGCAGCAACCAACAAAAACAAAUCCUGGUAAAACGAUUUGAACAUAAAAUAACUUACAGUAGUGAUGGUGCGCAACAACAAAAAUCGUAUUUACCAUGAACCUCUUAUAGAGAGUGAAAGGAACCCUGUGUCCAUGAAAUGAGGUGUAUACAGAGUGGAAAUUGUAACACAAACAGUGGUUGUGGUAAAGCAAAGCACAAUCUGUAGGUAUACUUGCAAACAUGGAAAUCACUC